This is a messenger RNA of Mesorhabditis belari, 246 nucleotides long. NCBI's taxonomy places the organism in Eukaryota, Metazoa, Nematoda, Chromadorea, Rhabditida, Rhabditidae. The record is from the annotation of a GenBank genome assembly.
AUGCUCAUUUUUGUGUCAAAUCUCCCCGUUCGUUUCCCUAUCACAAUUCCCUGCAAGUUCACGAAUCGGAGAUCGGAUACAUUUACGAUAACUCGAUACCGAGUGCUGACAACAGCUCGUUGUUUCUCGUGCAUGUCGCGACUAUACGAGGCGAUCUGGCCAGUUCUAGCAAAUAUUUAUAAGAAGCCGCGUAAUUCACUGACGAGUGCGACGACGAUUCUCUUGAUCCGUCAAGGGUCCCCGUUG